This is a messenger RNA of Anoplopoma fimbria (sablefish), 1881 nucleotides long. RefSeq names its product interleukin-10 receptor subunit beta-like. The transcript is spliced from 7 exons. Gene Ontology annotation, molecular function: protein binding. Lineage: Eukaryota; Metazoa; Chordata; Actinopteri; Perciformes; Anoplopomatidae. Bases 375 to 1355 code for a protein of 326 amino acids. The record is from RefSeq and is a predicted model, not a curated record.
CCUCGGCAGCACAUUAAUCAGCGGAGGUUUACCGUCUGUUAGAAUUGAAAUCCUGGUUGGAAAUUCGUUUUUUUUAAAUUAGAAAAAUCUAAAAUUACACAACAUGGAUCACUAGAGACUCCCAACACUAGUCUUGUUUUUUUUUUGUUUUUUUUUUUUUAUAUAUUUUUCAUUGGGCACCGAUAGGCUGGUAUUUUUUUUUUUUUAAGCUGCAGUUUCUGAGAAGGAAGGAGUUUCGUUUCCGUUGAGUUCCCCUGCUGUUGUUGGUGAACGCUACCAGGAAAUACCUUUUAUUAAAGAAAGCCACGCACUGCUCAGCGGGAUCACUUCAUACACUGACGGAAUAUUAUUAUCAUUAUUAGUAUUCAGAUAACAUGUUAGCCGCCAUAAGUGCCUUUAUCCUGAUGGUUUCAAGCAUAACCGGACCCAGAGUGGUAUCAGGAGUCCUCAGUACGCCCAGAAAUGUCCGCUUGACCUCCCAUAAUAUGAAUCUGGUGCUGAUGUGGGACUCACCUGAACGUCCAGCCAGAGGCCUAGUCUACACAACUGAGUUCAAAUCAGUCUCAGGCUACAGAGUGGGCUGUGUGAACAUCUCCAACCUAGAAUGUGACUUGAGUCGCCUCAACAUCUCCAUAUCUGCGUAUGGAACGUAUAAGAGCAGAGUGCGGGCGCAGUCGGGGACAGAGAGCUCCGCCUGGAUGGAAAGUAACCAAAUUACCUUGGACAAAGAUACCAUCAUCAGUUUUGCCAAUGUCUCUCUCUUCUCCAAUGGGGCUGCUAUUGAAGUCAGCAUUAAAGAUCCGGUGUUCACAAUCUCUGCACUCAGGAAUGUUUACCACUCUGCCACCUACAACAUUACCUACUGGAAGGAUGGCCAGAGGGAGAAGGCCAGAAGCAACAGUAACAUACAGCAAAACCGAGUGGUUCUUAAUGACCUGGACCCCUCGACCAAGUACUGUGUCCAAGUCCAAAUCAUCACAGAGAGGAACCGCAACCCAAGCAAUCCCAGCGCAGCGGUUUGUGAGAGCACUACAACCGAAGAAGAGGCUCCGUGGGUGGCAGCCGUGGUGACGUUUGGCAUCAUGGCAAUGGCAGUGGCUCUGGUGGUGGUUGCAGUGGUGUAUCGGAAAAAUAUAUCCCACUUUCUCUGUCCAAAAGAUACACUGCCUCAGCACUUCAAAGAGUACCUGCUGGCCCCCCCCAACUCGUCCAUUUACCUAGCCAUGCAUAACUCCCAUCCACCUGAGGAGAUCUACCACCAGGUCAGCAUCAUCGCAGAUGGCAGGACUCUAGAGGAAGGGCACCCGCUGGAGGCAGCAGGGAGAAGCUGCAGGAAACAGCCUGACACCACAUAGAGAUAAAAGGAAUAGGGAAAGACUGAAAAGCACAGAAGCAAUGAAGAAGAGCCAAUCUACAGGCUGCAGUCAGUUGGGACUGUUAAGAGAUUAUCAGCAGGGACGACUUUAAAGACACUGAGAAACAGUGAAAUCAUUGGUUCUUGCUUUACUUCAUAAAUGUAAUUCAACAAAUUCUGCAGCAGGCCCAUAUAAUUGCCGGAGCAGGAGUUACUGUGAAGUGAUUAGACGUCAGAGACACUGAGAGUUGUAGAUAAAGGAUUGAUACCUUAUGCAAGUGUACAGUCGUAAUGUUGGUCGCAGUAUUACCAAAUACUGUACUUUGCAGAAGGUUCGGCACAUUGGAGCUGCACUCAUUUACGUAUUUACACUGCCAUGGUGCUAUUUUGUGAAGCAUACAUAGUUUUAAUUUCCUAAUUGUUUCAUUAUGAAGGUUUUCCUAUUGAAAAUAAAUUCAGUGGUGAUAGUUCAGACAAGCUAGAACUGAAAGUGUGUUAGCCAAGGUCUCUGGAAUGGAGCUGAGGCG